AUGGCUUCCGGUGACAAGAGCAAACUCUCCAGCGGCAUGACCUUUUUCAAGGAGCUCCGUCGUCGUUCGAAGGCCGGGUUUCAUUCGAAGCCGGCCGCAGUCGAUCCGCCGUGUCUUUCUCUGCCGACGAGCAGCGCCGGCGAGUCCGAUAUCAAUGGCUGCGGAGGACUCGAGAAUGGGAACGGCCAUCUGAACGGACACACGAACUGCAAUGGGAAUGGGAAUGGGAGUGCGAACGGGAACGGUAUUGCAAAGUCGUCGACCACCGAUUCCUCGGUUCAUAGCACAAACAACACUCCUCCUCCUUCGAUCAAGCGGGAUCUCUCCUCGAAUCAUCUUCCUUACCUGUCAAAGUCGGAGGGAUGGCUGCCUCCGCCGACUCAACGCAAUUUGCCCAUAGCCACUCAGUCGUGCCGGAAUAGCAUAGUGGGCGUCAAUUCAAUUGCAUCGAACGCGGCGAAGAAUUUCACUCCCACCUCACCUUACGCUCCCAGAGUACACUCCGUCUCGGAUAAUUCAUGGGUUAACCAAAAACUUCUUUUGCUCUACGGGCACAUUGGCGAUCGUGAACCUCAAAAAUCACCCAUUGACGGCACCAUCACCAUUCAUCACCUCCAGGACUCGUUCCCUUCCAUACCCUGGCCGGUCCGCGCCUCUUGUUUUAAAGCUUUGGUUCACCUUGUUCCUGGACCAAAUCGCAUCCGCCUAGAGUUCAACUCACCCAAGGCUCCUGGCGCCACCUCGCAUACCUCCUGGAUAAACAUCAAUUACCUUCCGCUGGUAAACUCGCCGCCUCUCCAGCUCGCUAUCCUCCUCGGCAGUGAUUCGGACGCACAGUAUGAUUCUGUUCCUAACAAGGGGACCAACGACCUGGACAAUGCUGUCCGCAAAUUCCGAAUGGCCGCCUACCUGUGGCAAGCCUUCACGAGCGAGCAGAUGUUCAGGAAUAGUUUCGGCAGGAGAUGCUUCCAUCUCGAAGAGGAGUGGCAGACUGGCAGUCUGAGCGGUCGGGAUGCAGAGAAUGGGAUCAUGCGGAGCGAAGCGAAGAUCCAUAUCAUCAGGUGUGAUAAGACGGUGGAAGAAUUGAGAGCUCUCAGCACCGCGACUACCGAGGGUGGCUUGUUCAAGGUCACCAUGGACGCUGUGCGCAAACAUUUUGACCUGCGUCCCGGCGAACAACGUUAUGUCUCUGUUCUCCUGCUCGAUACCCACUGGGACAACGACACCAAAUCUCUCGAGGCUCAUGCGGCUCUGGGUUCCUCGCAAUCCGCGGAUCUCAAACUGGCUCUCUUUGGCUCUCACGGCCUGCAUAGCUAUCCAUCUUGCAUUCAAGAUAUCGUUUCAGCCUUCUCAGACUGCACUCGUACAGACACCACCUACGUUGCCAAUCCUAACAAUGAGUGUGGAAGCGCCUGGGAAACGGCCAGCUCGUCACUCGGGCGCCACUUGCACGAAAUCGGCCACCUCUUUGGAUGUCAUGACGCAGAAUCGGGUAUCAUGGGGCCAGACUACCUUCGCUUCAACCGUACCUUUAUGACCUGGGAGCCUUACUCUACUCGCACGAAGGAACAGGGUGCUCGUCUCUUACUACAGCAGGACGAGUGUGCCUGGCAUCGCCUUGACGUCCUCCGAUUCCGCUUCCAUCCAUGCUUCAGACUCCCAAGCGACCCACCACCGCCUCCAACUGGUACAAUCCAAGUCUGGCCUGUCGACAGCGGCAAAACACUCAUCAGCUCCAGCGCUGGCAUUGCCUUUGUCGAACUCUAUACCACGCCUGACAACGACACUCCAACGUCGUACAUCGAAUAUGCCGACGCCGAAGCUGGAAGCGGCAACCUCCCCAAACAAAUCAGUUUCACUGAUGCAGAGAUCCGCGGACACCUACCCGACCACGCGCGAAAGGCCAAACAUAUCCGUUUGCGUAUAUACUCAGGCUGUCUUACUUCUUUUACUGUUGCCGAUAUGGCUACACUUAAGGGCAAGAACAAGGAGUGGACUGUCAAAGUACCUACGGGUACGGGACAUGGGCAGUUAAGCUAUCGAGGAUAUAUGGAGAGCGCACAGGGCGAGCGAGACGAGGUAGUAUAUGAAGCGAACAAGCUACUCACCACGGUCAAGGUCUUUGCUGGUGAUAAGCUGGGGUCCGAUGCAGGUGUGCCGAGCAAGGAGACGAUUGCAGGCAUCGAGUUCCGUUACGAGGAUGGUAGUAGCCAGUUGUUCGGAAGCAAGGGUCAGGGGUUGAUCGAUAACGAAUACGUGCUUGACUCACGACGCGGUGAAAUCAUCAUGGGUUUCAACAUCCGUGCCGACAAGGAUAGGGUAUACGGUGUUGGCAUUCUUACAAGUUUCGAGGCACAUUACUUCCUCCGCGGGGAUACAGGAUCACAGGCGUUACUGGGGCAGUAG
This is a messenger RNA of Arthroderma uncinatum, 2406 nucleotides long. RefSeq lists its product as uncharacterized. The record is from RefSeq and is a predicted model, not a curated record. Gene Ontology annotation, cellular component: cytoplasm. NCBI's taxonomy places the organism in Eukaryota, Fungi, Ascomycota, Eurotiomycetes, Onygenales, Arthrodermataceae. Bases 1 to 2406 code for a protein of 801 amino acids. The transcript has 5 exons.